CUAUUAUUUUAAUAUUUUUUCUUAACUUUUGUUUUCAGCGAUUGAACAGAUCUCGUCAGUUUCGUCGACAAGAAAAAGAACAGACCUCGUCUUCCUUAGAGAGAAGCAGAGAGAGAAUAUUGAAGAAAUGGAGUUCGAGAAUACGCGACGGCCGCUACCAUGCAUCGCUUGUCACCACCACCACCAUCGCUUCUUAGAUCCGUCUUCACCGGAGUCGCCACCACCACUGUCAUUUGCUUAUCUCAGAUCGUAAAGACUUUAUGGUAUUUGUUUUUUGUUUGUGAUGAAAGUCAUAAUCUUUAGGCAGUAACAUGAUGAAUCAGUUAAGAACCGUUAAUUUCGUUUCCUUCUGGUAACUAAUUCGAGUUGCUAUCAAGUUCUCUUUCUUUUCAUAGCUGACUUUUGUUUUGUUUACAGAUCUAUGGAGCAGGGAAGGAGAAGAAGUGGUGUUACAGAGCAUUAUCCGGUUUUAAAAAGGCGGAGUAGCUAAAGAAGGUUGAUGGUGGUGGUUUCGGCGUCAACAAUGGUGGUCUCGACACCAACAGUGGUGGUCUCGACACCAACAGUGGUGGUCUCGACGUCGUCAAUGGUAGCUUAGUGCGGUGGAAGAAGCUGAAUAACCUUUACUGUGGUGUUCUUGGCUGGUGGUCUCGGCCUCAAAGAUGAAGAAACUGAAGUUGACGGCAAAAAGUUUAGACAUAGGGUUAAUUUUUUUUAGGUUAGGCUUUAGGUUUACAUUUCUAAACUCGGGUUUUUGUAAACCGGAGUUUAUUUGUAAACCAGAACUAAAUUACUAAACAAAUUUUGAUUUUUAAUUAUAAAUUAAUUGGUCUAUUUAAUUUAUUCAUUAUUCAUAAAAAUUAUUGCUAUUGUUGUUUACUUAACUAUAGCAUAAACGAAAACCGCUAUUAUAAGGGUCAGAUCUAUUAUAACGGACGCUGUCAGAGCGGACAAGAAAACUCUAUUAUACAUGACACAUAGCGUUUUCCGUCUGCUAUUACUACCCAUAUUUCCUGUAGUGGAAAAAGCCUACUUUUCAAACAGAUUGUGGAUGUUUUUCAGGGAUACUAAGGAGACAGAAGAAGACAUCAAGAGGAUGUUUCACCAAAUCAGAGAUAGUUUGAAGGAGAGGAUCACACUGGAGAAGAAGAGCGAUCCAGGGAAGUUCACAAUACCAUGCUCAGUAAGAGGUAUUGAGUUCCCUCGUGCUCUCUGCGACACAAGAUCAGGAGUUAUCAUCUUACCCAAGAUCAUGGCAGACCAUCUAGGUCUGAAGAUAGAGCCUACUGAAGAAUCAUUCAUCUUCGUGGACUGUUCUCAGCAGAACUCUGGAGGCAUAGUUCAAAAUCUUGAGGUACAGAUUGGUGAUGCAAUCAUUCCUACUGACUUUCACGUCCUGGAUGUCAAGCUCAACUUCAAGACAUCUCUACUACUUGGAAGAACCUUCUUAGCCACAGUUGUAGCUGUUUGCGACCUAAAAUCGAACAAGCUCUACCUAACCCUAAUUGACCCUACCAUCCACUACGAUCCCGUUCAGGUCAUCAAGCUUCCAAGGAAGGAGAGCCCAUCACUCGUAGCAGCAUGCUUUUGUUCACAAGAAUAUGAUUCAAUGGCCGAGUACGAGACAGAGCAAGAUGUAUCGACCGACAGAGGCCAUAUCCCAUCGACCGAUACAGUUCAACGCACUCGUCCGAUGCACAAAUCCUGGCAUCGAUCGAUAAGCUAUUCAAGGAGGCCGAAGAGGAGUUCCCAGACGGUGAUUUCAAGAUAGACAAUUGGGAUAACGAUCAUUACAUCCCAACACUGGCUAUUGACACUACUCAGGAGGAGCAUGACGAAGAUUAUGAGGAAGAACGAGCUAUAGAGUACAGAUUUUUUCGUGAAGAAGAAGAAGAAGACAUAUUUCCUUACCACAUCUUCAAAUUCAAGGCAUCGAUCGAUAAAGGCCAACCUUCAUCGACCGAUACACACCAACCAAGAUCGCUCAAACGGCCUUAUCAACCAUCGAGCGAUACUACAGACUAUGUAUCACUCUACACACUGUGAGGGAUUAAACUCACCUCCUGAUUUUUAGGUCAGGUUAAAGUUUAGGAAAAGGUUAGGGAAAGAUAACGCGGGCUGAAUCCCGUAAUAACUUGUUGAAUGAACUUCGAUUUGUAUUGAUGAUUUGGAUAAAGAGUGAUUACAAAAGAUGAUCUUUGAUGAUUACAAAGAUAAUGAGAAUGUUAAAAAUGAGAAUGUUUUCAGAGUAUCGUCUCCAAUCCUGGUUGAAUGAAUGUCCUUUUCUUGAUUGACUUCCUCUUUAAAUAGCCUCAGGCUCCAUUUGAUCGUCACCAACUGGUUCCCGAGAUCUCCUCCGUGAUUUGAGGGAUUUGCAACAGCUCCCCUUUGACCGGGUCCUGCGCCUACGUCUACGAGCUGCCUCUUUUCCGUGACCCC
Raphanus sativus (radish) is the source of this 2439-nucleotide messenger RNA. RefSeq lists its product as uncharacterized. Lineage: Eukaryota; Viridiplantae; Streptophyta; Magnoliopsida; Brassicales; Brassicaceae. Bases 971 to 1771 code for a protein of 266 amino acids. The transcript has 2 exons. The record is from RefSeq and is a predicted model, not a curated record.